AUGAAGAAACUCCUCCUGAUGAUAUUGAAACACCCCCUCCGCGGCCUGAUCUUCUCAUACUCGUUUCUCGUGCAGAUCCUGCUGUUGCUGCUUCGACGCGCCCUACUCCCCCACUUCCCCGUCUAUCAAUCGCUCCGGAUCCAGGUCCAGCGGGCGUACAUGGGCUCGGCGUCGCUGACCUUUCCGGACCUGACGCACAGACUGCCCGUGGGCAAGAUGCCCGUUCGCCGGGCUCGCAAGAUCGAAGGAGGAUCCGUGCCGGCGUAUCUGAUCCCCGGGUCAAGGGACCUGGCGGAAUUCGCGGCGCCAAUGAAGUCGGGACGAGGACAGCGAUGUGUGGUGAUUUACGCGCACGGCGGCGGCUACGCACGCGGCGAGGCGAGGAUGUACAUCAACUACAUGGAGCGGUGGAUCCGGGAGGCGUCCAGGGCGGAGCUGGAUCUCGUCUUCGUGAGCGUUGAAUACCCAUUAUCCGUCAAGGAGAGCCAUCCGGCUCAGAAGAAGGCGUUCCUUGAGGUGUACAGAUACGUCCUCGACCAGGGCAUCCAGCCAGAGCGAAUCAUCUUCAUGGGUGACUCGGCUGGAGGUUCACUCUGCCUCCUCGCACAACUGGACCUCCGAGGCGUCGGCCUCCCACAACCCGCCGCGACGAUCCUGAUAUCCCCGUGGCUCGACAUGAACUGCAAAGUGUACCAGGGAGGAAACGGCGCCGUCGAGACCGACUACUUCAUGGUCGCCAACCACGCCGUGCCGGCCCUCGCGAAGCUCUUCGUCGGUGCCUUCCCCGCCGACUCGCCCGAGGUCAACCCUCUCCACCACGCGCCCGAGGCGCUCGACGGCCUGAGCCCGCAGCUGAUCUUCACUGGCGGGGCGGAAUUUGCGCGCUACGACUCGGAGAAGUGGGCGGAGCUGUGUCGCGCCGCGGGCGUAGAGUCUAAACUGGUCAUCGAAUGGGCGCAACUGCACAUCUAUGCGGUCGGGUCAAAGUUCACGGAUCCGGCCGUGCGGAAGAAGACGGACGGUAUCAUUAUCCAGUGGAUCAAAGAGCACGUUCGGGAGCGAAGAGAAGUGGCCGAUUAG
Messenger RNA from Fonsecaea pedrosoi CBS 271.37, 1080 nucleotides. RefSeq lists its product as uncharacterized. The transcript is spliced from 3 exons. The record is from RefSeq and is a predicted model, not a curated record. Gene Ontology annotation, molecular function: hydrolase activity. Lineage: Eukaryota; Fungi; Ascomycota; Eurotiomycetes; Chaetothyriales; Herpotrichiellaceae. The coding region runs from base 1 to 1080 and encodes 359 amino acids.